AUGAAACUGUUCAUCACCCAAACACGAAGAAGAAGACGACCAAACAGGAAGAUGAAGAAGGCAGCUGAUGGUGACAUUUCUUAGCAGGUUCUAUGCUUCAACUAAGGACAUCUGCAGAAGAAGAAAGUAGUUGUGAAAUUUCCCAGCUCAGACAAGCAGUGUUACAAAACGAUGACAGACUCCUUGAUGAGAUGCUCUGCCAAGAAAUCUAUAAGAAAGUCAUCAACUGCAGAGGUGGCUGGGGCAUCGCAGGCACGCCUCUACACGCUGCGGUGUCUAAAGGCCACCUCAGCUGUCUGCAGGUCCUGCUAGCCCACGGUGCCCUGUUGGACUGUGUAGAUGUCAAGGCUCAGACGCCUCUCUUCGCAGCCGUUCGUGGGAAAUACCUGGACUGUGUCUUAGCGCUCCUCAAAGCUGGUGCCAACCCCAACGGGAGCUCAUCCAACAACUGCUCACCUGUCCUCACUGCUGCUCGGGAGGGAGAUGCGGAGAUAUUAAAGGUACUGCUUAAACACGGCGCCGAGGUGAACUCUCGCUCCAAAGUCCUGCUGUGGACUUCCAGCGCAAGGGUAUCCAGCGGGCCGCUGUACCUUGCUGCCGUUUACGGACACAUGGAAUGUUUCAAACUACUGCUCCUCUAUGGGGCAGACCCAGAUUAUAACUGCACAGAUGCAAAGCUGCUGAGUUCCAUCAAGCAGCCCAAAACAGUGCUGGAGAUGUGCCUCAGGCAUGGCUGCGGCGUGGAGUACAUCCAGCUUCUGAUCGACUUUGGUGCAAACGUCUACCUCCCUACGCUGAUCAUCGAGAAGUCCACGAAGCAGAAUGAGGCUGUGGAGCUGCUUUUGCAGGAAAGAGGAAAUCCAAAGGCCUUGACUUCACAGUGCCGACUCACCGUCCGAAGAUACCUCAAAAAGAUCAACAAGAUCCACUCUAUCGACCAGCUGGAAAUGCCAACAAGUCUCAUUAACUUCCUGCAACACAAGCCUGUCCCAGUCACUGUCCUGUAGCUAUGUGAGCUGAAGGCACAUUAUGUACAUGUAUUUUUAUUUAGGCUAAAGCUUUUUGUUUUAUUUGUAGAUUAUGAGCUACCUUUUAUCACUUCUGUCUGUUCAUGUGCUGCUCUGUUAAGCCUGAUUGUUAACUCAAAACAUUAAAUAUGUGGAUCAGUGGUGUGCA
This is a messenger RNA of Micropterus salmoides (largemouth bass), 1176 nucleotides long. Its product is annotated as ankyrin repeat and SOCS box protein 12-like. Gene Ontology annotation, molecular function: protein binding. NCBI's taxonomy places the organism in Eukaryota, Metazoa, Chordata, Actinopteri, Centrarchiformes, Centrarchidae. The record is from RefSeq and is a predicted model, not a curated record. Bases 93 to 1007 code for a protein of 304 amino acids. Gene Ontology annotation, cellular component: cytoplasm; nucleus. Gene Ontology annotation, biological process: intracellular signal transduction; regulation of barbed-end actin filament capping. The transcript has 3 exons.